CCAUUUUCCCUUUUUCCCAGCAACUUCCGUCUUACAGCUGAUAACGUAUCCCUGCAACAGUUGUUAAUGUAGCUGUAAAAACUGCCUUUGUCCUCUAAAUUCAAUAUAUCUGAAUUCAAGCAAUCGCUGAUUCAAAAUAACUGAUGUCGAAAAUUUUUGUUCUGUGUCCCCUUUGGUUUUCUCUUCCUCAUAAAUCCAUCUUAUCCCUCAUACAGCACUUAUGUAGCACAGAUGUAUUGUCGGUGAAGGCGGAAAGAGAUGCUCUGCCUGCAAGGCUGCACUGUCGUGUCAGUUUUAACGCUGACUCUCAGGUCAGUUCCACUGUCAGAACAAGAAAUGCUCGUGACAACGGUGGGUUAUUUAUUCAUUUAACAUUAUGCAUUUUAAAAUUAAAAUGCAUGGUCCUUGAAUGCUCGACGUCAUAACCGCUACCGCUUACCACCGUGUCAAAUUAUGCAAAUUAUCAAAUGUUACACUGCGGUGGCCAGCGUUAGCUCCUUACGUUUCAUGGUAGGAAUAUAGAUUUUAUUCUGUGGUCAAAGUAAGCUAACCCUUAAUAAAUGACUGUUUAGCGUUAUCAAACCUUUUGUAAAUAAUUUGGCAAGGGUCUGCAUAUUGCUUUAAAAUGUUGAAGAGGAUAAAUUAAUUAUAAUAAGUCUUUCUACCGUUCGGGCAGGUCGGUGUAGCCGAAAAUGUGUACUAAACUGUGUUCACACAACAGCGUGCAAGGACUUUAGUCACUAAUCAUGACAAUCUAUACUAUGAAGUAUCACAACCGUAUCAAGCUCCUUCACCUGAAGCUGAAGCUGUUGGUCUCCCUCACCUUAAGCUAACAAGCCGGUGUUAACCGGCGAGCACACCUGGUGCUUGUCAGCACAGGGUGAAGGAAAGCCCAGGUUGCAUUUAAAUUCUGUCAAUGAGUUAACAGACUUACUUAUUACUGUAUUACUAUUUUUAAAAAUCCCUCCCCCAGAGUGUGACAUCAACAGUCCCUCAUACGCUUCCGCUCGCCUCACCUCUCCCUGCUUCAGCGUGGCACGAAUCACCCCUCCUAUCGGUGAGUGGGCUGCAAGUCAAAUUAGCUCUCCGUCAUCCUGCUCGCCGAGCGCACCGGAGGCUACUGCGGUAAGAUGCGGCGACGCACGAUGCCGAGCCGCGGUGGAUGAGAUGAUGCGCAGUGAGACAACAGUGACGGGAGAGACCGAAAAAAAGGAUUCACCGCUGUGUUCGGCUCUAAUUUAGACGAUGGGACAGACCUGAACGCAUAUUUGAUUUGUAGCGCUGUACCGCCAGUGGUGCAGGCCGAUUGGAAGGACGUGGUGGCGCUGAUCCCACUUAAGGAUGCUCCAGAGCCCGAGGAGGGCUGAAUUGGCUUCGUCUGUAAACAAUAAGGAAGCAGAGAGACAUCAAGUAAAGGACACGUAAUUCAAAGCCUGGACCUGAGACACUGAGGCAUCGACUGAGGUUGAUUUUUGACAGCUGAAUCAGUCCACAGCGAUGAGAGGCCAGCCGAUGGGGAGGGCGCUGAAGCUCUGAAGACGGCGUUACUGAGCAUCAGUCUGGGAGAAAAUAAACUUCUCAUUAUCCUCUCUAUCAUCAGCACUGACAGCUGGAUGUCUGACCUGGACGUUACUUCUCUUCACCAGGAGACUCUCAAAACUGAGGAGCAAUAAAGGGAAACAGAAGCACAACCCCAGCUCGCUGUCAGAGGACAACUUACUGUUUUUUGUUUUUUGUUUUUUUUUUUUUGGUGCAAAAAACUCAGACAUUGUCAGAAUAAACUGUUAAAACAUGAGAUUAACAGGAGAGUUAGUUAGAGUUAGCAGUGCCAGCAAAGUACUUUUUCUUUGUCAGAAUGAAUCAGUGAGAAAGUCUUGAGAGUAUUUCAGCUGUUUCAUAAUGCCCAGUGCAUUUUUUCUAAAUUAUAAUCUUUUUACCUUUGUGCUGCCUCACUCUGAAUCAAGAAUAGACUCUUGAUAGUGACAGCGUUCCCUCUCACAAAUGAGAAUUCAACACGACCUGACAGGCUGCAUUUGAAUAAAGGAUAAGUGAGGACAAACCAAUAAAACAUAGAUGAGGCCAACAACAAGCAUCAUGCUCCAGCAGAAUAACAACAACAACUAUCCCUGCCUGAACGUGUCAGGCUCCACCCGGGAGAUGCUCCAGAAGUGCUCCCGAGCCUCUCUGCCCUUCCCCAGCCGACUGGAGCUGGGUCUCGGAGACCUGCCGCUAAUCCGGGGCCUCAGAGCCUGGGCCCUGUGCUCCAAGAACCGCUGCAAGGCUGGUGGUCUUCUGGGAGGAGGACAGGCCCCCACAGCUCCACCUGCAGGUCGCGGGAGUUCAACCACAUGCCCCAGGCCUGCAGAUGUGUACCUGAGCGGGGAGUGGGGUCGCAUGGGGUAUGGGCUUCCCUUGGGGCUGGACACCCGACAGGCCGGAAUUGGAGCUUUGGUGACGGUUGCCACUCUUAAGACCUCUGUGGGCAGUGGGAAGACGCAGACUCAAUGCCUCUUCCUCCGGACUGAGAAAGGGAGCUGUUUGUACUCAACAUCUAAGCCUGGUUCUGGGGCGACUACAAGUGCAGUCUCCAGUGUAGUUGGAGGGUGGCUGAGAGGGAAGACAGGAGGAGGAGGCAGAGACGCUCCAGCGGGGAGGAGGGACAAUGGACAAACUCUGCCGGCACAGACCGGAGCAAACCGGGUUAGAGUGCGUUCAGGCCGGAGGUGGAGGAAGUCCGGUAAUGCAGCAGCCCGAGAGAAAACAGGCGUGAGCAGAGAGAGGCAGCAGAGGAGCAGAGAGGAUCCUGCAGGCGAAAGACAGGAAGAGCAAGACAAAGGAGGCCUGGACAGUAAACAGUUUCCCAGCCUGCAGCAGGAUGGCAGGAAAGCCAGACAGGAGAAAGAGGGAGCAUGCAGAAGUCCCAGAUGCUGCCACAAUGUUUCUCCUAAAACUUGCGCUCAGUGUGGAAGGCGAGCGCAGAGAAGGGAAAGCCAGGACGAAGGGGAGGGAGGUGAAAGUCCUGGAAGAGGCACCUCAAACGGGCCAAACGGUGAGGUGAAAGGAAUGAGGAAAGAGAGGCAAAAGAAUGAGGAGGAGGAGAAGGGAGGACUCUGUGAGUUAGAGUUUUCUAACCCUGUUUUGGCUCUACCAAACGCUGACCUAGAAUCUAACCGCUUUCACCCACAAUCCCCUGGUGGCUGUGAUGUUGAAAAGAUUAGAGAAUCUGACAGCAACGCAGAGCUGAAGACGCAAACCUCUCACAGGAAGGACAGCUAUUCAGAGAAAGAGCAGGAUUCAAACUCUGAAAUAAUGAAAAUACACACAGGAAACAGUGAAUUCAUUCAUGACCACUCUGGACAGUUGAUUGCUGACUUUAAAUCAAGACCUAGCAGAGGUUUUGAUGACAGAGAGCCAACUGAAGGUGAAGAAAUAAUGGCUAAUGUACAUGGCUUUUCUGAUUGUAUGGAAGCAGAUGAAGAAUCAGAGAAAGAGAUGGAGAAAGUGGAUGUUGAAGAGGAGGAAAGGACCAUCAAUCAGACUCCUGCUGAAUUCUCAGUCAUGUCCAACUGCUAUGAGGACAUCUCUGUCUCCACCCACUCUGCCCCCAUAAGCACUGCAGUUUCCCCUGAGUCCUCCACUUCUCUAGAGGGCAGCAUCUGCACUCCUGACAGUGAGGCUUGUUGGGUUAAGAGAGAGCAAGAGGAGCACCUUGAGGGGUAUCAUCUAGGGGAGGCAGAUCAUGGGAUCAUGGGUGUAGAAGAACUGGAUGUUGACCACCAAGAACCAAACAGUGUGGCUGACAAGAAUAACAAGCCUCAGCUUUUCUCUAAAACUGAGGAGAGCAACAGCCAGCUGGAGGAGAGAGAAGCUUCAUCUUUAUCUCUCAGUCACAAAGAUCCUCCCAUCUUUGAGACAGAUUGCAGGAUCGUAACAGAAAACAGCUGCGACUGUAGGGCAAUUGAGUCUGAGCGGAGAGAUGAGCUGGAGUCAGUGGAAGAGAAUAUAGAGGAGAGACUAAAUCCUGGGGAACGGGUUGAAGCUGAGGAGAUUUGGAGGAGAGAGUUCACCUGCGGUGAGCUGGACAAUAGUGAUGGUAAAGUUGAUAAUGACAAAGAAUGGCACUCAAAGGAUGAGAUACUUGGUACCAUACAGGAAGAGAACUAUAAAGAAGUCAAGAGAAACUGUGCACCAAACGGAUGCGGUCAAACAGGCAUCACCCAUGUUGAAGAAAAUGGAGAGACCAGCACUAACGUCUCUAGUGUUGCCUGUGCUGAUCCCUCCACCUCUCUUGCACUCUCCCCAGCUAAUCCUGACCCCUCUCCACCCCCCCUGGGAUCCAUGGCAACCAGCCUGCCCUGUCUGGAGGAGGGGGGGGGACUCCGAGCAACGGCAGGAGGCAGAGUUCAGGAAGAGAAGAGAAGGCACAGGAGAGAGCUGGAGGAGCAGGGUGAGGAGGAGAGGGGCUCCACCGUGGCUGCUUUGGAAGGAAGGAAAGAGGUGGAGGAAGAUGAGUUUGGAGUGUUCAUGCAGGCGGAGGGAGAGCCGGCCUGGAGCGAGGGGUUCACCAUGUCUGCCUCAGUGCCUUGUGGGAGCAGAGAGAGUGUCGCUCUUGGAAACCAGGCCGUCACUGGGAGUCGACCCACUGGACACCAGGCUGGACGGACAGCUCGUUCCACCAGGCAGAUGACACCUGGACAGCCUUUCCUCAGGAUUCGUCACAUGAGGGUCGAGACGUCGUGGGACAGUGGUGGCCGACCAGCGCUGUGGAGGAGAGGAGAGACAGGCUCUCGGCCAAUCAGAACAUGGCGGCUGUCUUUGCCGAAGCCUUCCCCUCGGUGCCUGGCUCGUCCUCAAGUGACUUCUGUGACCUCGAUACUGUUCCCACUCUGACCCAGCUCCUCAGGGGCCGAGCCAGCCAGGACCAGGGGCUGUUGGACAGUUUCCAUGACUUGAACAAAAUGAUUGGCCAGAGAUACAAGAGAGCCAAUGGUGUGUCCCGUGACCUGCUGUUGAAGACUUUACAUCUGGAGCAGCCA
Lates calcarifer (barramundi perch) is the source of this 5036-nucleotide messenger RNA. RefSeq lists its product as uncharacterized. The coding region runs from base 2074 to 4890 and encodes 938 amino acids. Lineage: Eukaryota; Metazoa; Chordata; Actinopteri; Centropomidae. The transcript has 5 exons. The record is from RefSeq and is a predicted model, not a curated record.